UAACAAAUAGUAACAGUAAAGAGCAAAACGUUUCUACGCAACCAAACUAAUGCAGUAUUUUACCGACAAAAUGUUACAAAAUUUAAUUUGGACAGCAAUUUAAUUGGACAUCAAGAACUAUUGCUAUUAUGGGACUUGCUAAAGAAACAUCAGAAACUGUUUAAAUAUGCUGACUUAUAAAAGUUAAAACGGUUAACGUUAAAAUAUGAACAUGGUUUGGCGUAAUGUAAAUACUAAACAAUAUAUUUCAUUUUUAACUAUAUAUUUUAUUGCAAUUGUAAACGGAGAAAUUAAUUUCAUUAAUUUUCAAUUUGUUCGGGAACCAGAAAAAUGUCUUUUUGCACACAACAAUAUUAGGAAAUUCUGGCACAAUACAAGUGAAUUGAAAUGGGAUGACGAACUUGCUUACGGUGCUACAAAGUGGGCAACACAUUUAGCAUUAAAAAAUGAUAUACAACACUCUGAUAUGAAUAACUACGGCGAAAACAUAUUUCUUAUAAAUGGUGACACUUCUUUACGGUGCAUUGAUGCAGUCUAUGAAUGGUAUAAAGAAAGACUGAAAACACAUUACGAUUUUAAUAAUAUCAAAUUUGACCCAAAAGCUGGUCAUAUGCUUCAGCUGCUGUGGAAGACAGCAAAAAAUGUUGGUGUUGGAAUUGUAACAGCGCAUGGCAAUGUAUGGGUUGUUGCAAGAUACACUCCACGUCAAGAAGUGGAAACAAGUUAUAAAGAUUACAUAAAAAAACCAGUCAAAGAUGGAUUUCCUAAAAAACAAGAGUUAUCUUCAAGUGAAAACCAUCAGACGCUUAAUUCUGCCAUUACCUUCAAAAUUUCAAAAGCAUGUAAUGAUGUAAAAGAUAAAUGGAGCAUUUGUAAAGAACGCGUCUCUGAUUGCAAAGAUAACCCAACGUUUAGAGAGAACUGUCCGUUAACAUGUGGAACUUCUUCUGAAUGCAAAACAGAAAAUGAUAACUGGACGGAUUGGGUGAAAGUUUCACCUUGUAUGGCUGAUUGCCAAUACAGAAUGGAACGGUAUUGCAUUAAUUCGUCAAAGGAUUAUGAAGUAAACAGUUGCCCAGGAAAAAGAAUAAAUUACGUAGGCUGUACAAAUUGUAAAUGUGAAGACGUAGAUCCCAAUUGCAUCAAAGAAAAAGCAAUGGGGCGCUGUGCAUUUUCAGCUGAAUGGGCUAAAAUAAAAUGCAGGAAAACUUGUGGAUUUUGUACAAGAGAAGGGUAUUUUGUUUUCAGGCAUCAAUCAUCGCAAGUUUUUGCGAAGCAUCUUAAUUUGACAUAAGUAUCAAUAUAUAAAUAUUUGGAGUUUGCUCCAUCACUGCAAGUUAGCUAUCUCAAAGACCAAAAAAUGCUAGACCCACCACUGAGUUUUAAUGGCCGAUGUCUACGUUAAGCUUUUUUUGCCAUUUACACUUUAUUUUUAACUCUACUGAUUGUGGUUAUUAAAACUUUGAUCGAUUUCUUUUUUAAUAAUUUUUUAAUAUACGAACAUCCCAGUUGUACCAACGAUAAAAUACGUCUUUUAUUUAUACAAUUUUCUUAAAUUAUUUUUGUCGACAUGUUUUGUUUACAUCAAUUUAGUUGGCGUGUGUGUGUUAGGUAAUAGGGAGGGGAAAGAGAAAGAAGGGGGAGGAUUUGAGAGUGUUUUUGUUCCACUGUUAAA
Molecule: messenger RNA, 1675 nt
Organism: Hydra vulgaris (swiftwater hydra)
Lineage: Eukaryota; Metazoa; Cnidaria; Hydrozoa; Anthoathecata; Hydridae
Product: cysteine-rich secretory protein 2
Source: RefSeq, a predicted model, not a curated record